Messenger RNA from Glossina fuscipes, 2372 nucleotides. RefSeq lists its product as uncharacterized. Gene Ontology annotation, molecular function: DNA-binding transcription factor activity, RNA polymerase II-specific; transcription cis-regulatory region binding. The record is from RefSeq and is a predicted model, not a curated record. The coding region runs from base 177 to 1346 and encodes 389 amino acids. Gene Ontology annotation, cellular component: nucleus. Gene Ontology annotation, biological process: regulation of transcription by RNA polymerase II. The transcript has 2 exons. NCBI's taxonomy places the organism in Eukaryota, Metazoa, Arthropoda, Insecta, Diptera, Glossinidae.
GCGGUUGUUGCUGCAAAUUCCAUCAUGAAAUAAAUAAAAUAUUGAUUUCUGCUUAGUGUAUUUUAAUUUGCAAAAAACUUGACAGCACUUUCUAGUAAAUAAAAGGCAAAAUUUGAUGAAAACUCCAAGAAUAGCGAACUUUUCUCUGAGAAGAAAAGGAGAUUAUUAUCGCAAAUAUGGAUUUAUCUUUUAAAAAAGUCGAACAUUUGACACCGACACCAGCGGAAUUAAGGCCUUAUCAAAAAAUCAAAUGCUCGCAACCGGGUUGCGAAGCAUUUUUUCAUAAUCAUAACAAUUAUGAAAUGCAUUUAGAAAAGCGUCAUAAGUUGCCUAUUUUAAAAAAAAUGAAUCCUCGAUUAUAUUAUUGUCCCGAAGACAAUUGCGUUUAUCGUUAUGGUAGUUUGGUCGGAAAACAUUUCAAAACUAUUAAGUAUCUUAAACAGCAUUACCAAAAAGUCCACAUGCCCAAAGAUUUCAGUUGCACCGAAUGUGGGAAAACAUUUAUUAAGGAAAGCCAACUAAGAAUCCAUCAACAGGAACUUUGCGGAAAAAAGUUCGUAUGUAAAGUGUGUACAUCCACGUAUGACAGCAUCGAAGCCUUAUUAACACAUGGAAAACGUAAAGGGCAUGCCGUGCGUGAUGUGGUACCCUUAAAAAAAAAUGAUUGUAAAGUACCCACCAAAUCUUUAAAAUUUGUUAAACAUACCAUCAUCAAAAAUGAGCAACAACCAAACGAACCCAAGGAUAAAACAAAUCCUAAGUUGCUUUGUGCGACUAGCGUGCAAACGGAUACCUUUGUAGGUGAUGAGAGCAUUGCCCCAGUCUUAGCUCAUACUAAUUUGGAUGAUAUAAAUUUAUUGCUGAAAGAUAUAGAAACUCAAACUGAACCAUUUAUGAAUAAUUCCAGUGAUAACAAUUCAUACCUUGACCCGAUGUUGGCCCAAUCGUCUCACAUGUAUACCCAGACUUGUGAUGAGUUCCUUAGCGAAUUGGGCUUGUCUGAUAUACAAACUCAAACUAACUGGCCUUCGCCAUCUAGAGAAUCGCCAGGGGAUGCAGUACAAUUUAUUUCAACUGCAACUUCUACCAAUCCUUACGUUCAUGAUGAAUUAUUGGUAUCCACUGAAACUCAAACCAGUUUUACACAAUGUCUGUUAAAUUCGUGCUCUGAGGCACAAACCACAAAUUCAACAGCCACAACAGUUACCGCGACGGCAGAUGUUCCUUUUGGCAGUUUAUAUCAUACGCAACAUACGCAAACCUGUGAUCCUCUGAUUGAUUUUGAUUUCGUUACUCAACAUAACGACUUAAUUGAUGGCUUUCAAUCUACUUACACACAAACAUGAUGGUAUGACUGGGAGUUUGGGGAAACCUUAGAGGUUGAAGGCGCAAAAAAUGUAGACAUUGGACAGAAGCAAAAAGAGAAGUAAAUUUUGUUAAACAUAUUAUUCGCUGACAUACGUUUCUAUUAAAAUUCCCAUACGAUUAAAAUAUUUGAAGUGCGUACUUGGAUAUGCAGUUUGGCAGCGCCCGCUUUCAAUGCGGUUUCAAACAUUUUAAAUGCAACCUAAACUUUGUGUAACUAAAAUGUACCUGGCAUGUGUUCACAACUAACUAGAAUAUAUAUUUGUAAAGAUUUCUUAAAAUGUGAAUGAGCUGAGACUACAAGCGGUACUACUUUCUCAUACUUAUCUGCUUUUCUAGUGGGAGAAGAAUAAACAGUUGUUAAAGAAACACGUAGUGUGUAGCAAGACUACAAACAAUAAAAUUAAUUUCCAGGCGACACUCGCUGCGGCGUACUGAAUUGAAAAAUAUACAUUAGAGCUCGCAGAAGACGUAGACUCGUCCGCAUCGACAAUGCAAUUCAUUUAUUUGGCCAUGUCUGUCCAUUUACUAAUGCCAUAAUUACAAUAAAUUUUGCCCCAUUCUUCUAGAGAAAUGCAAUUUAAAUCCGAAAAGAAUAAACGUAAUCAGAAAGUAAUGUGAUUUAUGACCAUUUUUUAACCUUUGGAAUAAGGUUAGUAAUCUUGAGUUUUAUUCCUAGGUAAAAGAAACAAUUCAAAUCUCUAUUGCUUAAAAUUUGUGGCCACAGAUUCAUAUUCUGAAAAUAUGGGCGAACGGUACGCGCAAGAAGUUCUAUUUCGCUCAGAUCAGUUCUUUUCUAUAAUGACUCGACUGAUGACCAAAAAUGGUAAUUAAUUUAUUUGCCAAUUUAGGCAAUCUAUUACAAUUGACGAAGUAAUACUAAAAUACAUAUGGCGUGAUUGCUUAAGGACUUGAUGUUCCGAUUCGUGUUAUUACAUCGAUUUUCCAGAUAUUUGGAACACAUAUUAUAUAGCUACAUAUAUGUGUAUAUAUAUAUAUGUUCGCGU